Messenger RNA from Sphaerulina musiva SO2202, 1543 nucleotides. Its product is annotated as inosine-uridine preferring nucleoside hydrolase. NCBI's taxonomy places the organism in Eukaryota, Fungi, Ascomycota, Dothideomycetes, Mycosphaerellales, Mycosphaerellaceae. The transcript is spliced from 4 exons. Gene Ontology annotation, biological process: purine nucleoside catabolic process. Gene Ontology annotation, cellular component: cytosol. The record is from RefSeq and is a predicted model, not a curated record. Gene Ontology annotation, molecular function: purine nucleosidase activity. Bases 64 to 1401 code for a protein of 445 amino acids.
CAGUCUUCUGCCACUCCAGACUCUGUUUGCGGCUGAGACCUGCUGAGAAUAUUGUCCUUUACCAUGGCACGAAAGAUCAUCAUCGACACAGACCCGGGCGUCGACGAUGUACUGGCCAUGCUCUUGGCUCUUUCUGCUCUACCAGAAGAGCUCGAGGUGCUGCUGCUAUCGGUAACGUAUGGCAACAUCGAUGUCCAAAACUGCCUGAGGAAUGUCGUCUCGAUGUUCUUCCAUAUCGAGAAAGAGAUUGAGUGGCGGCAGGCUCAAGGGAAACCGUUAGGUUUCGAUGCUCUUCGCAAGACAAAACCCAUCGUUGCUGUCGGUAGCGAACACCCAUUGACCGAUCAAAUGCUCAUGGCCGACUUCUUCCACGGUAGAGAUGGGCUCGGGGGCAUUCACGGCACACAUCCACAUAUGACACCCGACGAAACCUGGAAGAGCUUGUUCGAGAAAGCAUCAAGCUCCAGUGCCGAUGCAGACAAGGAAAUUGCAACUGAGCUCCGCAGUGAACAUGCCAUGUUUACGGCCUCGAAAGCCUCGGCAGUCGACGAGAUGCUUCGCUUACUUCGAGAGAAUGAAGCAGACACCAUUACGAUUGUAGCUGUCGGUCCUCUGACCAAUUUGGCACAUGCCGCCGCCCUGGAUCCCGAGACAUUUCUCAAAGCAAAAGAGAUUGUUGUCAUGGGCGGCAAUGUCACAGAAAUUGGCAACAUGACACCCGUCGCCGAGUUCAAUACGUUCGCCGACUCCGUCGCUGCGGCUCGUGUAUACGCUCUGACGUCGCCCACCCCAAAGACGACCAUGCCGCCCACUCCACCUACCCCUGUAGCACCGUCGCACACAGAUCAAGCCCCUCCCUACCUCGCAGACUAUCCCGAGCACCUGUCCCGCCAGCUCACCGUAUCGUUAUUCCCACUCGACAUCACCAACCGCCACGAAAUCACCCGCGGUCUCUUUCGCACAUUGAGUGAACCUCUCAUCCAAUCCGGCUCCCCUCUCGCGCACUGGGUGUCCGCAUUUUUGCAUUCAACCUUUGACAAAGUCGAAUCCCUACAACAAGAUGUUGUGGGCGAUGCCGUCGGUCUACAACUCCAUGACCCUUUAUGUAUCUGGUAUUGCAUGGCGGCGGAUCACGCUUCUUCACAAUGGCACCUGAAACAAGACGAGGAUCUCCGCGUCGAGACUUCUGGUCAAUGGACACGAGGCAUGUGUGUCGUGGAUCGCCGGACCAGGAAAAAGCGCCCGGAAGGCGACGAGGGCGAACGGCCGGGCGACUCGGGAAAUUGGCUUUCGUUGAGAGGGGGAAAUCGAAUCAGGAUUUGUACGGGCACGCCACAGACUGUGGAGCAGCAGGGACAACAUUUUGGUGAGGUCUUGGUUAAGCGGAUAUUUGCUUUGUGAUGUUGGUCUUGAUCGGGAUUGAUUAUCAGGAAGCCAGACAGAAAGCCAGACAGACAGACUAGGUGGCAAUGGAGAAUUGCUUUUGGUAGAAGAAGCUGCCACAGGAGCUUACUAUCCUCAUCCAUUCAUUUAUUCAUUCCAC